Molecule: messenger RNA, 1908 nt
Organism: Capsella rubella
Lineage: Eukaryota; Viridiplantae; Streptophyta; Magnoliopsida; Brassicales; Brassicaceae
Product: apyrase 2
Exons: 9
Coding region: 299-1717 (472 amino acids)
Biological process (GO): nucleoside diphosphate catabolic process
Cellular component (GO): membrane
Molecular function (GO): nucleoside diphosphate phosphatase activity
Source: RefSeq, a predicted model, not a curated record
AUUGUUUGUAUCAUCUAUUGCUUAAUACAAAAUACAAAUAUACAGAUCUGGGGAGGAGGAGCACACAAGUGUUUGAAUCCUAAGCUUUUUCUCCAGAUCAAAUCCGGGCGAUUCAAGCCGCCUCUUACAAUCCACCGUCGAUCUGGAGCCGUUACAGGAUCCGCCGCAGACCACGGCGUCAUCCGGCACCGGCAACGGCAACGGCAACGGUAAGAUACGCUACCGUUCGCCUUCUUCCACUGAGCUUCUGGAGUCCGGUAACCAUUCCCCUACAUCCGACUCUGCUGACGGAGGUAAGAUGACGGCGAAGCGUGGGAUUGGCCGCCAUGAAUCUAUUGCUGACAAGAUCCAGCGCCAUCGUGGUCUUCUACUUGUGAUUUCCGUUCCCAUUGUCUUGAUCGCUCUUGUCCUCCUGCUAAUGCCUGGGAGAUCGACUUCUGACUCCGUCGUUGAGGAGUACAUGGUGCAUAAUCGUAAGGGAGGUCCUAAUUCCAGAGGUCCCAAGAACUACGCUGUCAUUUUUGAUGCUGGGAGUUCUGGUAGCCGUGUACAUGUUUACUGUUUUGAUCACAACUUGGAUCUUAUUCCUCUCGGGAAUGAACUUGAGCUCUUUCUACAGCUAAAACCAGGGUUGAGUGCAUAUCCUACUGAUCCCCGGCAAGCAGCAAACUCUUUGGUGUCUCUUCUUGACAAAGCAGAAGCUUCUGUUCCUCGCGAGUUGCGUCCAAAGACUCCUGUCAGAGUUGGAGCAACGGCAGGUUUGAGGACGCUGGGUCAUGAAGCAUCUGAGAACAUUUUGGAAGCGGUUAGGGAACUCUUGAGAGAUAGAAGCAUGCUGAAAACUGAGGCAAAUGCUGUUACUGUACUGGAUGGUACUCAGGAAGGUUCUUAUCAGUGGGUGACAAUUAACUACUUGCUAAGGAACUUGGGAAAACCAUACUCAGAUACGGUUGGAGUGGUUGAUCUUGGAGGGGGAUCUGUUCAAAUGGCAUAUGCUAUAUCUGAGGAAGAUGCUGCAAGUGCACCCAAACCAUUAGACGGAGAGGAUUCUUAUGUCAGAGAAAUGUAUCUGAAGGGACGGAAGUAUUUUCUCUAUGUUCACAGUUACCUACAUUACGGCUUACUGGCUGCCCGAGCAGAGAUUUUGAAAGUUUCCGAAGAUUCAGACAACUCCUGCAUCGUGACAGGCUAUGAUGGUAUGUACAAGUAUGGAGGAAAAGAAUUCAAAGGCACUGCUUCACCAUCUGGUGCGAGUCUUGACGAGUGCCGAAGGAUAACCAUCAACGCAUUAAAAGUGAAUGAUACAUUGUGUACACACAUGAAAUGCACAUUCGGUGGAGUUUGGAAUGGUGGUCGAGGUGGUGGCCAAAAGAAUAUGUUUGUUGCUUCUUUUUUCUUUGACCGUGCAGCUGAGGCUGGAUUUGUUGACCCAAAGCAACCCGUUGCGACAGUUCGUCCCAUGGACUUUGAGAAAGCAGCAAAGAAAGCUUGUAGUAUGAAUCUGGAAGAGGGAAAAUCAAAGUUCCCGCUUGUGGAGGAAGACAAUUUGCCUUACUUGUGCAUGGAUCUCGUUUACCAAUAUACUCUGCUCAUUGAUGGAUUCGGACUGGAGCCAUCACAGACAAUAACAUUAGUGAAAAAGGUAAAAUAUGGAGAACACGCCGUGGAAGCUGCGUGGCCAUUAGGUAGCGCCAUCGAGGCCGUAUCCUCACCGUGACGUGUGCAUUUUUGGGAAUUAUAAAAAAAAAACCUUAAUUCUUUUGAUUUCUCCCAAAGCUUUUUCUUUGCCUCAAUUUUUACCAUCUUUAAAAGCAACUUAUCAUUUUUAUUACAAUAAUCGUAUUUUUUCUAGAGGAAAUGGUUUUUUUUUUGCCUUAUAUUAAUAUACAUAUCUACCCUUUCCAGAUC